Mizuhopecten yessoensis (Yesso scallop) is the source of this 3441-nucleotide messenger RNA. RefSeq lists its product as uncharacterized. Lineage: Eukaryota; Metazoa; Mollusca; Bivalvia; Pectinida; Pectinidae. The coding region runs from base 254 to 1987 and encodes 577 amino acids. The transcript is spliced from 2 exons. The record is from RefSeq and is a predicted model, not a curated record. Gene Ontology annotation, molecular function: protein binding.
UAUUUGGUAACCGCAAUUACCUAGUCGCAUACAAAUAACCACUUUCAAACAACCUUAAGUGUCGAAAGCGAAAAGCGUUUAUGUUUAUAGAUGUUAUGGACGCGACUCGAUCAUUUGAGAGUAUAACAUGGAGUCUUCUGCAAUACUUAAUAUCGUGAUUCCAGAAAGAUUAAGGCGCAACACUGAUGUUACAUAAAAAGAUGCCAUAUUGAAUAUUGAUGCAACUUAGACGUCUAGCAGCUGAGACAAAAUUAUGUCAGGUUGCGACUCCUACCGUCCAAUCAAUUCGUGCUGGGGGUACGGCCAACAGAUGGACAACUCGCACUCCACCAUACAGAAGUUGAGUACCCUGUAUUGUGACCCAGAGAUGAGUGACCUCCAGCUGGUGGUUGGAGAUAAGGUGUUCCACACCCACAAACUCAUCUUGAGCAUCUCCAGUGAUGUGCUCAAAACGAUGCUGACCAGUCCAACAUGGCCGGAGUCAUACAAGGACCAGAUCGUGUUACAAGAGGAUCCAGAGUGUGUUGAGGUGUUUGGAGAUUUUUUACAUUACCUAUACACCGGCCGAAUACACAUGAGUCAUUUGACCGUCUUGCCAAUCCUGUCUCUGGCAGACAAAUACAACAUUGGUGACCUUACGUCCCUUUGUAUCGAUUACAUGUGUUCGCAUUGUGUGGCGACGAAACACACGAGUCGGGUUUUAUCCUGGUACACAUAUGCCACUAUGUGUGGACACAAACAGUUGGAGCGUGUGUGCGAAGAAUAUAUUGUUUGGAACUUCCAAUUUGUCAUCCAAACCGACGACUUCUUGUCCAUUUCAGCGGAAAUCCUUGUACAUUUCUUCCAAUCCCCAGACGUUGUUGUAAAAAGUGAGUUAUCAUUGUAUCAAGCUAUUAAAAAGUGGGUUAUGAAGAAACUUGUCAUCAAGGAUUCGAGUGAAUCUGCAAAGUCUGUUAGUUCCGCGGUACAGUUUGUUGUGAGGACUAUAGGAAAACACACUCGAUUCACUCUCAUGACCUACAGUGAACUCCAGUCGCUACAAGACGACGGUUUGGUGGAGAACUUCCCCCAUAUACUAGCAUCUCCGAUAAAGGCAGCUUUACAAGUCCAUAUCGCUCAAAGAAAUCUUGCUCAUCAGAACAAAACAAAUAUUAAUACUAAUCCUACCAAUAGCAGCACAUCAUCAUUGUCCUCGUCCUCAUCAUCAUCAUCAUACAGUAACUUUUUACAAUGUGAAGGAAGAUCUGUUGGAGAGAUUUCAACAGAAAGUCCUCUUGACGGCAGCAAAGACAGAUUGACCUGUUCUGAUCAUCAACUUGGAUCAGUUCAUAAUCAUCAUAGUGCUAAAAUUCCGUCAACCAGUAGAAAUGUUACGGGUGAUUUUUCUAGUUUACCAUCAAACAACCAAAGUGCUGAACUCCUUAACAUUUCUCCAUCAAGAACCCUGUCAACUCAGUGGAGUGCUGCAGCCAGAUAUGAUCUUCCUCGCAUAUACACCUGCGAUUCCUGGUGCACAGAAAUGGUUGUGCCAGAGGUAGCGAAGAUAACUCCUGGUGAUGUCUUGGGGGCAUUUUUCUCAACCCCAGUCACAGGAUGUGAGGAAGACGAUAGUUGUUACUGGGACUGGCACAUUGACCUUUACCCAAAGGGUGUCACCUUCAAAAAGUGCAUGAUGAUUGGUAUGCUUGAGAACAGAGAAAUCGAUGAAGUGCUUUACAAAACUGUGAGACUGACGGUUACAUCAAACACUUCAGAGACCAGGAAGGUGAAAAUAAGUGUGAUGGUGAUUGGGGAAGAGGAAGGUCUGGAGUAUGUUGUACGAGGCUUGACAAAGACCUGUAUUUUUGACGACAAUCAUGUACUGUUCAACAUCAGUGACAUCAUCCCAUAUACCAGUCUCCAUGGAGACAAACCGCUUUACAAGAUCGGUGACAAAAGGGACACGUUCAAGAUUACAGUCGUCAUACGACCUGCCUUAAUGGUUUAAACAUUAGCCAUAGCUAGAUUAAAGGUUUUAGUAUCAACAUGUUAUAUGCAUGUGCCAUGUUCUAUGAUGAUGUGUAGAUACAAUGUCAGCAUUUAAGGAUCCUUGCACCACUCACAAAAAGCUUAACAUAUGUAUUGGAAACAUUAUUUUCUGGCAUUACACUAGCGUUGAUAAAUCAUUUCUGAAAAUAAAACGAAAUCUAACAGAGCUUUAAAAAAAAAAAGAUGAAAUGAACCAAAAAAAGAUUAACAAUUUGGUCUCCAUGUCAACGCCUUUCGAUGCCUUCGUACAGUCUCCAUGUAAAAUACCUCUUUGCCAUUUCUACGCACCUCAUUUCUUCCAUAUUUUUUCUCCACCAAAAAGGCAUUUUCUCUCCAAUACUGGCAAUAGGUAAUUUGAGUAAGAUCUACUUGCAUUGGACAAAAAUUGAAGCAAUUACGGAAUAUUUUGGUACCUUGCUGUUUUGGUUUAUUGGGAAAUUAAAUGACAAAAUGUUAUCAUUUCUAACAUGAAUUUUAAUUUAUGACUUUGGGAAAGAGCAUCGUUGGUUACUCAGGGCUGAUUUAGCUUCCAUAUUCACUAAUCAGAUGAUUGAGUAAUGAAGUGAAAUCAGCUGUGGGUAUCUGACGCUGAGAAAGAUUUGAUAUUCAGGAAAGGUUUGAAUAAUAAUGUAAAUUUUUCAUGGUCAGCCUUGAUCAUCCCCCUUUCCAUUCCCCCACCAAAAAAAACACCUUUCAAAAGAAAGGGCAGAACUCCAAACUUGAGUCUAUUUAUAAAUAUGACUAAGGUGAUGAUAUAUUGGAUGGAUAUUAUAAGUCAUGCAUGUGAUCAAUGUUGUUUUUAGUUUAUCUGAACAUGAAGGGAUGAUUAUCAUUAUAUAUUAGUCAUUUGACUUAGUAUAAUUUUGGAUAUCAUUGAGAAUUUUCCAAGUGUUACCAAUGGAAUGCAUUGAUAACCACUUAUAAAAGAAGGUUUACAUUGCUAGUAUAUGGGGCCGCAGUGGCCGGGUGGUUGAGGUGUCAUGACCAUCUACAAUCACUAGCCCCUACCACUGGGUCGCAGUGGCCGGGUGGUUGAGGUGUCAUGACCAUCUACAAUCACUAACCCCCACCAUUGGGUUGCAGUUUCAGGCCUACAUGGGGCAGUCACUUAGUACUGGCCACAAGACUGGUUUAAUUUUCCUCUGGGUACUCCACCUUUCCUCCACCACCCAAGCCUGGCACAUCCUUAAUUGACCAUAGCUGUUAAUAGGUUUGGUUUGGUUUGGUUUUAUAUUGUUUAACGUCCUAUUAACAGCUAAGGUAAUUAAGGACGUGCAUCUAUGUGUGUUGUGUAAGCGUACAAGUGUGUAUGAAUGCUGGAGACGGGGUAUGUUGCUGUGCUUGCCUCCUUGUGAUAGCGCAGAUCUGAUGCCGACUUUAUAGUGGUACCUCACUGAAAUACCAUGCCGAAGG